This is a messenger RNA of Chelonoidis abingdonii (Abingdon island giant tortoise), 978 nucleotides long. The record is from RefSeq and is a predicted model, not a curated record. NCBI's taxonomy places the organism in Eukaryota, Metazoa, Chordata, Testudines, Testudinidae.
UCAGCUGCCCCCUCCCGCUCUCCCUCGCUUUACGGCAGUGGCGCACGUUUAGCGCUGUGCUCUUCGCGGCAGCCGGAAGGCAGGUUUCUGCAAGUUGGAGUGUGACUUAAUUUCUCAUUGUAUGGAUCACUGAAUGAGUAACAGAUGGCCUUACCUCGUCUUACGGGAGCUUUACGCUCCUUUUCAAAUGUCACUAAACAAGAUGAUUAUAGUGAAGAAUCGGAUGACUUAAUGAAUAAAAGGUCAAAAUUACAUAAACAGUUAAUGAGCUCUGAGCUUACAUGGAAGAAGAUAGUAAAAUUUGUUGAAGAUCAUUUGGACAAGAAAGAGCAGCAGUCUGUAAAUGGACAUUUAAGAACUUUAUUACAGGCUGCAAAACAAAUAGUAGGAGCUGAAAAUGGACAAGAAGCAAUUGAAAGUGGAGCUGUUUUUCUCUUUAAGACGUUUCACAUGAAGGAAUGCGUUGGUCAUGAUGAAACAAAGGCAAUCAAGCAGAUGUUUGGGCCCUUUCCAUCGUCAUCUGCUACUGCUGCCUGUCAUGCCACAUGCCGGAUUGCUUCUUUCUUCACUGAAGAACAGCUUACUGCACUUAUACGGAUUGCUGAAGAGCAAAAUGGUGAUAACAGAGUAUUCUUUGGUAAAAAUAUAGUAUUUUCAUUUGACAUGCAUGACCUGGAUCACUCUGAAGAACUGCCAAUAAAUGGGGAGGCUGCUGAACAGAAAACUAUAAGCUUAGAUUACAAGAAAUUUCUGAAUAACCAUUUGGAACACUUCCAGAAUUGCUAUGGCAAUAACUCUGAUGGCAAGUCAUUGGAAAAAGUGGAUGAUUCUUUUCUGUGGUGUGAGGUUGGGAAGUUUCUAAAUGAAUCGCUAAAAGGAACCCCUGGAGAACCAACAACAGAUGAUCUCUGCUGCACUUUGUAUGAGAUGCUUGCAUCUAGUAAAAGUGGUGACGAGCUUCAGAAUGAGGUACAGUAG